Messenger RNA from Hansenula anomala, 2016 nucleotides. RefSeq lists its product as uncharacterized. The record is from RefSeq and is a predicted model, not a curated record. The transcript has a single exon. The coding region runs from base 1 to 2016 and encodes 671 amino acids. NCBI's taxonomy places the organism in Eukaryota, Fungi, Ascomycota, Saccharomycetes, Phaffomycetales, Wickerhamomycetaceae.
AUGUAUAGAAACUAUACGAAACCCUUGACCGAGCUCAAGACUGAGUUCGUCCUACACAAUUUCACUCAAAUCCUCAUCAACAUCCAAAGAGAAUUGGAUAAACCACUUCUUGAGAUCAAUUUCAACAAUUUUUACAAAGAUCUUGAUGAAGUGGAUCACUAUGAAGAUUACAUUACUGAAGUUGAUACUCUUUUGUUAAGAUGUACAAUCAAGCAUCUAAUCAAUCAACUUCCAGAAUCUGCCCCAGAUCAUCCAGUUUGUGAACUACUCGAUGGCGAUUUUUUUUACAACAUUUACAAGAUUGCAUUUAUAGUUCCAAUGUUGAACUUUGAGGAUCAAAUCAGAGUUCCUAGAGGUUUCCAUAGCUAUGAUUCAACUAAUUGGUUAAGUCGAAACUUGGUUGAUGUUCAAGCAUGUUUAGAUUUCACUCCAGAUUUGGAUGUUAGAUUGCGAGGUUUAAUUUCAAAAUUUGAAUCCAAGAUUGAUCAUGUUGUAUCUCAAAGAAGAUGUGAAUCAACUUUCAAGACAUAUUUCUGGGGGUUAACAAGAGGUAUGUUAGCCCAGAUAGUUUCUGACCAUACUUUGUCAAGAUCUGAAAUUGAUAUGAGGCUUGUUUUACAUGCCUCCUUAUUAUCACCUAUCAAGAUGUUUUUCAAUGGAUUGUUUCACACUAACCUUGAAGUUUAUGAUGAUACCUUUGGUGCUGAAAUGUAUGGAAUUGAGCAAUUGCUUCCGGAAGAUUCACCAGCUCGUCGUUUAUCUAAAAUUAUCAUCAAACCUGAUUUAUAUAUUGUUGAUCAAACAAGUGGUGAGGUGAAAACUAUCUUGAACCUCAAGAAACCAUCUAUAGAUUUUAGUGAAGAUUAUCAACUACAAGAUAGAUGGGACAAUAUUGACCAAGAUAUUAAUAAGUUGUUGGUCAAUUUGAUACUUGAAAAAUCAAGAAUAGGAUUUAUCACAGAUGGUUACUCGACAAUGUUUGCUCGAUUCCCCAAAAAUCCAAAAGUGCUUCGAAGCAAUUGUCAUGAUACUUUACAGUGUAUCAUAGAUUCAAAACACUUGAAUAAUAGGUUUAUUGAUGCAUCAAGUUCAGAGCUCAAUAUUUCCACAAGAUUAUUACUUGCAGUGGAACUUUUAGAAUCACUUUCAUUGGAAAAUGACAAUAGUGAUUUCUUAAAUGAAAAACAAUUGACAAAAUUAGAUGAUAUUUGGAGAGUUGAAAUAUCAAAUAUUGUGGAUAAUCUUGAUAUAGGUGAACUUACCACUACAAAACAUAAGGGAUUUGCUGAUUAUUUUACCAAAUUUCUUCCUUGGGUAUCUCAAGAGAUUGGCCCCAUUGAUGUUUUUAUCAAAAGUGUCCCAGAUCAUGAAGUUAUCAAAUCCGCUGGUGGAAAUAGUCCUAUAGAGAUUUUAUGCCUGAAUUCUAUUGCCUUCACUCAAUGUUUUGCUCCCCUUGUCGUGCCAUCAUCUGAUAGAGUGAUACUGAAGAUAUUUGAUCUUCGAAGAAUGAUUUCAUUUUAUGAAUAUCAUAAAAAGAAAGAUGAAAUUUUCAUGAUGGAGCAUAAUGUUUUCAUACCUUUUCAAUUUUGUCAAUCCAUAAUAAGAAACUAUUAUUAUAACGAGCUAGAUUGUUAUCAGAAGAUAACUAGUUAUAACAAACGUGAAAUUACUGAGGAAACAUCUCAACCUGGACAUGAGAUUAUUAAAAUACCUGAACUUGUUGGGUAUGGGAAAUUACAUACAAGAGAAUAUAAUGGGUUUUAUAUAGCAAUUAGUGAUCAUAGUCAGAGAUCACCAGUUGUUAAACGUCCAAGAUCAGCUUCUGAACAAGCAAGAUAUGAAUGUGGAUUAGUUGAUGGUUCAAAAUCAAAUGGACUUGUCUGCCAUAAUGAUCUAGUCAAUAGUGAUUGUUGGAUCAAUGAUGGAAUAUACUCUUUUGCGACAAUUUUCAAAAAGCAUGAAGACCAUUUGGAAGCACCAGAUGAUAGUGAUGAUACUCUAGUACCUACAGAAUAG